AUGUCAGCUCACUGGCUGAGUAAGAGUCCACGAAUUCCGUGUUCGUCGUUAUUUCCUUCCAACACGGAAGGAGACGCCUAUAACGCGUUCAAGGUGCAGGCCGCUCUGGACUGGGAGACGUUUCUUCUUCAGAGGGCGAAAGAACUAAAAUCAGGUGGAUAUUUAGUGGUCACUAGUUUGUUGUGCACACCAGAUGACCAGGUAACAUUCCCACUGGAGGAUUUUCAUGCCCAUGUCUCGAGUGUCUGGAGAAGCUUGUUUGAUGAUGGCGCCAUUAGUAAGGUGGAAUUUGAACGUACAGAAAUUCCAAUUCACUACCGAUCGCGGGAAGAGUUAGAGAAACCAUUCAAGGAUCCAGAAUCGUCCGUGUUGAAGAGCGGUCUGGUCCUGGUAUCCUUAGAGACGAAUGUUGUCCAAUGUCCAUUCAGAGAACAGUGCAAAAAACUUGCUGAAGGUCAUAAAAAUGGACAGCGAGUCACAGGAUAUCACUGCCCUCUGGGCACGCCCAGAAGAAACUAUAAGGCCAAGAGUAUAGAUCUGACCAAGAGCAUAGCUCUGACCAAGAGUAUAGCUCUGACUUCGGCUGAGAAGAUUGAAAAGAAGAGGAUGCAAGGCGAAGAGAAGUGA
Messenger RNA from Liolophura sinensis, 627 nucleotides. RefSeq lists its product as uncharacterized. Gene Ontology annotation, molecular function: methyltransferase activity. Bases 1 to 627 code for a protein of 208 amino acids. The transcript is spliced from 5 exons. The record is from RefSeq and is a predicted model, not a curated record. Lineage: Eukaryota; Metazoa; Mollusca; Polyplacophora; Chitonida; Chitonidae.